Molecule: messenger RNA, 396 nt
Organism: Hippocampus comes (tiger tail seahorse)
Lineage: Eukaryota; Metazoa; Chordata; Actinopteri; Syngnathiformes; Syngnathidae
Product: synaptotagmin-14-like
Exons: 2
Molecular function (GO): phospholipid binding
Source: RefSeq, a predicted model, not a curated record
CACUGUGAUUUAUCUGUAGCCAUAUCAUAGCUCCUGUAUGGACAAUUCUGUAUGCAAUCAAUCGUCAGCACUUAUGUAAUGUUUGUCUGUCUUCUUCCGUAUUUUUAACAGCCAACUGCAUCCAGAGAAUGAGGCGGACACCCCCACUGGAUGAACUCCAGCCACCGCCAUAUCAGGAUGAAAAUGGAUCCCCAAGGAUGUCUUACACGCUGUCAGACCUGGGUGAUGCCAAGUGUGAUCUCUCACUGACCAGUGGUAGCCCCCACUUUUCCUUUCGCAAAUGCACCAGUGAGGGAAGUGAGGGCCAAGAGACAGAGGGUUAUCUCAACAAGGGCUAUGAGGAGGAUGUGCCCAGCGACAGUACCGCUGUCCUCAGUCCAGAGGAGAUGUCAGUCC